Molecule: messenger RNA, 842 nt
Organism: Prosopis cineraria
Lineage: Eukaryota; Viridiplantae; Streptophyta; Magnoliopsida; Fabales; Fabaceae
Cellular component (GO): nucleolus
Source: RefSeq, a predicted model, not a curated record
AGUCGGGUACUUUCACGAGGUUUCUCAAACCCGAAUGCUCUAGGGUUUGGCAGUGUCUCCGCAUAACAAAAAUCAUGGCUUGCACAAUAGACUUUCGGUGCCUCGACGAGGGGUUUGGCGGCAAAACCUACAAGCGCAAAAGAGAGGCCCAGAGAAACGAUGUCGCGGAAGCUGACAACGGAGAUGCCAACGGUGCUUCCAUGGACAUCGACGACACUUGUCCUCCGCCAGCAAAGAGAUCAGCUGUGCCGUCCGCCGAUGACCCUAACAAGCCCGUGUUUGGCAAGCCUAGUUACGACGGGGUGAUAGCCGGGAGGGUCUCCGGUCGUAACUGGAAGCAGCCUAGGAAGCACAGGGCAUCGGCGGUUCAUGUGACUCGGAAGGGCACGACAUUUGAGCAGAGGGAGAAGGAGAAGCAGAUGAAGAGAGCCUACAAGGAGAGGAUGACGGAGUUGAAGGGGAUUAGAUUGAACAAAAUUGAGAAGAGAAAGAAGAGGGAAGAGAGGGAGAAGAAGAAGCAAGAGAAUAUUUUGAGAUCUGGUACUAAACUUCAGGUGAUUUCCAAUCCCAAGACGUUGAAGAAGAUUGCCAAGUCCAAGCAGAGGAAGCAGCUCAAAGUUGUUCCUGAUGAUAUGCUUAAGAAGUAGCUCUUUUCUCUAGUUGCCAUAGGGAGCUACAUCUAUACUGUUUCUUACAAGCGAAAUUUUGCCAGGAUGGUGAUAUGGAUCCUGUCAUUAUUUAGCAGCGAUUAAAAUGGUGCAUUAUCUGAUGAAAUUUUUGCUUUUAGUUUCUGUUCUUUGCUAUUCUGAUAAUUUUAUAUCUAGAUUGCUGUUUGGAAGUUC